UCAGCGCUGUCCCACUUCUGGGUCCUACCCGCUGAUCCGGAGCGCAUCUUUAGAUACAGAUCAGAGGCGCUGACGAAGAGAAAUCCCUCCCCCCUCAACGGCCCCCUCGCAGAGCUUUAAUGUGUGGGUGCUGAAGUCAGGAGGGAGGGUGCUGGCUCUCUGAUCGAUGCCCAGCCUGCUCUGUCCCGGCUCUCCCUCCCUCUCCCCCCUCUCUCUCUCUCUCCGUGUGGCGACAGCAUGACUGCCUGCGUCAGACAGUAAACCGGGGCAGCCGCAGAGGACCCAGCAGCCCAUGAGAGCGCGCGGUAUGCGGGAGCGAGGGCCGGCUCAAUCCGGACAACACAUAGUGCAUUCCUGUGCAGGUCAGUGCGACUGCAUGGUCCAGUAGAAGUCAGCAUGCAGUGCGUGGGUCAGAACCUGGGGCUGAACACUGCUGUGCUGCUGCUGCAUACCUGGACCUGGGUCCGGACUGGCGCCAUAGAGCCCGUCCCCAAGAUUGACGGACAGCCCCACUCCGCAAUUACACUGAAAGAGAACACCACCCACAAAUUUAACUGCCAAUCAGAGGGCUGGGACCCACAAGCCCCGCCCCUGCUGACCUGGUACCUGAACGGGGAGAGGCAAUCACAGCCAUCGGACAACGGCACGGGGCGGUUGCUGGUGACGUCCCAGGAGGAGUCGAAAGUGCUGGAGGGGGGAUCCAAACACAACAGCACGUUCACGCUGCGUGCCAGGAAGUGGGACCGAGAGCUGGUGUGCGCCUCCUCGAACUCUCAAAGCGGAGAGAGCUACAAUGCCACCGUCAUCCUCAAUGUGCAGUUUCAGCCAGAGAUUGUGCGGGUGAAUGCCCACUACAGCGACACCUCUGACCCGGGCCUCUCCUUGGUUCUCUUCGCCUUGGUUCGCUCCAACCCACCCGCCACCAUCACCUGGGUUGACCAGUCCGGCCGGCUGGUGGCCAACACCUCUGACUUCCUCAUCCUGGACUCGCGCAGUUAUCCCUGGCUGACUAAUCACACAUUGCGGGUCACUCUGAGCAGCCUGUCGGGGAACGUGUCGGUGAAUGCUAGCAACAGUGUGGGCACUGCCCAGACCAACCUUACUCUCGCAGAAUUCCUGCAGUCCAGUGUGGAAGUGCCGAUGCUUGGAAUCCUGACAGGGGGCGCUGUGGGAUUCAUUACGCUGCUCAUCCUCACCCUCCUGCUCCUCUGUCUGCUCCACAAGAACAAGGGGAAGGACAUAGAGAAGCCGGAGGUAAUCACCAUACCCAGAAGUGAGUCGCCCCGUGUGCAGGUGGACAGCGUGUAUCUGCCCCGGGAGAACAUGUCCCUUCCCUCGAACCUGCAGCUCAACGACCUCAGCAACCUCUGCAAAGGACGAGGGGAGGCCAGGCAGAAUCCAGGCCCGGGGAAGAGGGAGGGAGAGGAUGAGGAAGAGGACCUGUCUGCUGCCUACGCUGCCAGAGGGUUUACCCGGUUCCCCAUGGUGGGCUACAUCUACAAGGUGAACAGCAUGAGCAGCGACGAAAUCUGGCUCUGACUGCAGCCCCACCUCCAUAUCUGGAGGCUGCAUGGUGGCACACCCGUCCAAUCAGACGCUCAGCACAGUCAGCCCAUCGACUGAUCACUUGGACCAAUCAGGACCAGCAGAGCUGCAGGCACCACUCUGACAGGAAGAAACAAAGCACAGGAUGACCUCGGGGUUCAUCUCUGCGAGGAAAAAAAGCCUUAAAGGUGGAACCAACAGCAUUGGUUGAUGCUCAAAUGACACCCUCAGCGAACACCCGUAAAUCUGAUUUGAAUGGACAGAACACUAGGGGGAGAACCUGGGAAACUAACUAAGGGGUGUGAACAUACUGUUGUUUGGUGCAUCCCCACCCCCUGUGAACAGCUAUGUGCUCUGGAUCUAUCUUAAAAUGCACUGCCCCAAACACUGAUCCAGGAUCAGGUAAUCCACAUGUAAUCCUCAUCAUAACUAUUUUAUGUGAAAAGCUGAAACUCCUCCAGGAUCAGUGCUUGGGGAAAUGGCUGUACCACUGUCUGUUGGCCACGUUCCCAGAACCCUCUGCUUUCAUGUGGAAUGUUACAUGUGAACACGUUCUUUGUGUAGCUAUGAGAAUGAUAAUGACAAUGUACAAUGUGAAAUAAUAUAUUUGUAUAGACUAAAAUGCACUUGGGAAUGCAGAUACCCAUAUUAAG
Messenger RNA from Megalops cyprinoides (Indo-Pacific tarpon), 2198 nucleotides. Its product is annotated as transmembrane protein 25. The record is from RefSeq and is a predicted model, not a curated record. The transcript is spliced from 9 exons. Bases 397 to 1539 code for a protein of 380 amino acids. Gene Ontology annotation, biological process: negative regulation of excitatory postsynaptic potential. NCBI's taxonomy places the organism in Eukaryota, Metazoa, Chordata, Actinopteri, Elopiformes, Megalopidae.